GGUCACUUCUUGUUCCGGAGGUGCCUCGCGGCGGGAAGUGAGGAGGGGGAGCGUCAGCCCCAAGGCUUCCCAGGCGAGGCGCCGCCCGCGUCUCCCUCCCCCCGUCCCACUGGUGGGGAAGAGGACAUGAAUGAAAGAGGAGGCGAGCUGAGGCUUUUCCCCGCUUGCUUGUGCGCAAAAAAGUUUUUGAGCAGCACUUUUAAAGACACAGCCUGAAGUAACGUGACCGCCUUCCUCCCAAGACUGCGCGCAGAAGAAGGCCGUUGCUGUAAAAUCCAGAAAGCCACCCCGUUUGUUCAAGGGAAGAAUGAGGUGGGAGAAGAAGAGGAAAAGGCUCCGCUGACUGAGCUCUGACAAAGACUCCCUGUGAUUUUUCGGGCUGCUUCAAAACUGGGGAGGCAAGCGGAGAGCUGGACCGAAGUCCGUGCAGAAAGCCAAGGAUUCCGACGACCUCUGAGGGGGAGGAUGGGAACGCGAUUCGGCCCCUGAUGGGGACUGGACGCGGGUUCCCAAGCUCUUUCUUCUCUCCCGCCCUCAGCCCAGGAGGUAGCCAUGAACCGUUCCGCGGACCAGGAGAUGAUUGAACUCAAGAACCUGGGGCUGGAGGAGCAGCUGGACCUGACCCGCGGCUCGCGAGGCGCGGCCGAACGCCCCGUCCGCUUAGAGCGCGCCAACGCCUUGAGGAUCUCUCCCGGGAAAGUGCCCGAGAUCUUGACCCGCGUUCGCCAGAUCCGCCUUCUGGGCGGCCAGACCGAUCCCAAGUUGACCGAGGAACUCGGCGAGGGACAUCUCUUCAGAUCCUGCACUCAGAGUCAACCCACCUGGUGCGAUCUGUGCGGGGAGUUCAUCUGGGGCGUCUACAAAAAGCGCCUCCGCUGCAUCUAUUGCAAGUUCAUCUGUCAUUACCGAUGCCGCGCUCUAAUCCGACUUGAUUGCAGGGGUCCCAGAUAUAAAAAUGAGCAGAAUGAAGGAAAUGAGCAGACAAUAGAAAAAGACACCAAUGUGGAUGAACAGGUUGACUGGGAGAAACCCAUUCUGUCUCAAGCUGAGAUUGAGCAAAAGAUAAAAGAAUAUAACAGCCAGAUCAACAGUAACCUCUUCAUGAGUUUGAAUAAAGACGGUUCCUAUACUGGCUUCAUUAAGGUACAAUUAAAGCUGAUACGGCCUGUGUCAGUACCUGCCAAUAAGAAAGCACCCUCAAUCCAGGACACUAGGAAGAGUUCUGUGCGUAGCCAGGCUGUAAAGCGCCGGACUUCAUUCUAUUUACCCAAGGAUACAAUCAAGCACCUGCAUAUAAUUUCUCGUACACGGGCCAGUGAAGUCAUUGAAGCCCUGCUCAAGAAAUUCAUGGUUGUUGACAAUCCCCGCAAGUUUGCCCUCUUUGAAAGAACAGAAAAAGAUGACCAAGUAUAUAUCCGUAAGCUUUCUGAUGAGGAGCAACCCCUGCGUCUCCGGCUGCUUGCUGGUCCUAGUGAAAAGACACUCAGCUUUGUUCUAAAGGAAAAUGAGACUGGUGAAGUCAACUGGGAUGCCUUUAGCAUGCCUGAAUUGCAGAACUUUCUGCGUAUCCUGCAGCGUGAAGAAGAGGAGCAUACUCGGCAGAUCCUGCAGAAAUAUGCCCAUUGUCGCCAAAAAAUGCAAGAGGCUCUGACUGCUCGCACCCCAGGUUGAGAAAAUGCUGCAUCCCACACCCAGCACUGCAGUAAAGAGCAGUGGCCAAGAGCAGUGAAGCCAAGUGGACUGCAAGUGAAGUGAUCCUUCGACUGUCUGUGGGAUGAAUGUAUCUCUGGAGGUGGUGGGGAAGGGACAGCAGGGAUGUAUGGAUCUCUUUGUGAGCCUUUGAUGUGUGUGCUCCCAUGGAGUGAGUGGUUAAUAAAUGCAUAGCACAUUGGGAUCAGGUAAGAAAAUAAAAAGGUGUUUGCAGGGUGUGUGUGAAGAUGAGAACUUUAGGAGCUCUACUCUAGCACUAAAUGCCAGAAAGCUAGUGCCACUUUUAUAGUAAAAGACUUGCCGAGUUAUGCUUCUCUGGGAUUGGAACUGGAGAGGAUUUGAGGUUAACAUAAAUAAAAACAAUUAGAGUGGCUUUGAAUCCAGAAGUAUUCCAGGAAGAGAGACAUCUAUGGCACUUUCCUUCAAAAUAUAUAUAUUUAUAUUUUUAUAUAAGGUAGCUAACUGUGAGAUUCUUUUUGAGGGAUUGGUCUAAUGCAUUCAACCCUGUUUUAGCCCAUCUUUGGUAUGAACUUCAUGGUCAAACUAAGUCAAAUCCGCUGCCUCUCAGCUAAAGUCAUUGCUAAGACUGAUCAUGCAGAGAAAUGGAGAAUAAAGUUUGUCUUCUCUCAGGUAGAAUUAUAGAAAAGCAGCUGACAUAAACAUUGGUGGUGGGUUAUAAAAACAAAAUGUAAAAAAAUCUUGCCAAGAUAUCUCCUUUAUUUUGCUCUCCUUACAAAAAGCAUUGAGGCUAGUUGCCUAACAAAUCUCAGAACUCAGGCUUCUCUUCUGGUUUAGAUAAUCAUAGCUUUUUAUAUAGGCACAUGCAUGACUGAGCUCUUGAUGUAUGGCUGUGGAACAUCUUUGUUUUGGGCCGGACCUAGCAGAAAAUUCCCUGGGUAGCUGCAGAGAACUUCUGUGCUAUGGGAAGCAUGUGUGCUGCUACAAUAAGCCUCUUUAGGAUUUAACAAUCAAGUAUAUUUCCAGAGCACUGACAAAUAUUAAAAAAACAAACCUAGGCCUUUGCCACUUCUGGAGAAUCCUGUUACUAUUGUUAACUAUCUUGGAAACUGAAUGGAUUAACUGGGAUUGUUCAUUAAUUGUUUUGAAAACUGAAUGGAUAAAACGGGGGACUAGUUAGGUUAUGAAUGAUACUGCUUGUAUACCAAUCAAUAAAUGAUUCAGGGAUUUGAAAUAUUUGGUGUAUAGCCUUUUUAAAACUAGUUUCUUGCUUGAAGACUAUGCCCAGAAAUGGCAUCUGCAUGUAGUGUCACUUGAGUUCCUGCAAACCCUGUUCAUAUGGUGUGUAUUAAUCCUGACCCUCUGCCGUCCUUGAUCCUGUAAUUGUUUGAUGUGACUAAAAAUUAGCUGGAUUCAAGUAUGUUCAGCCAAAUGUUUUAGUAGGUACAGCAAGCAAACCUGAAUAAAUUUGUCAAUGACUUACCAUAUAGUAUAAACCAAGGCUUGUUUCUCUUGAAAUAAGCCAUUUAGAAAGUUUGGUGUGGAUUCUGGCUGAAGUGUUAUUGCUGCAACCUUUUGUGAACUACUGAGAGAUGACACGAAUCCUAUCUUUUACCUCUUUCCAACUAGGAUAAAACUUGGCAGCUACACUACCAUAGUUAUGCUGACCUGAAUUACUGCAUUGAUGUACUAGCUCCCUCUUACAUAGUAGAUCUUAAAAUGUUGGUC
Python bivittatus (Burmese python) is the source of this 3396-nucleotide messenger RNA. RefSeq names its product Ras association domain family member 1 (gene RASSF1). The record is from RefSeq and is a predicted model, not a curated record. Gene Ontology annotation, cellular component: microtubule cytoskeleton; nucleus. Lineage: Eukaryota; Metazoa; Chordata; Lepidosauria; Squamata; Pythonidae. Gene Ontology annotation, biological process: Ras protein signal transduction.